Molecule: messenger RNA, 1773 nt
Organism: Lagopus leucura (white-tailed ptarmigan)
Lineage: Eukaryota; Metazoa; Chordata; Aves; Galliformes; Phasianidae
Product: 24-hydroxycholesterol 7-alpha-hydroxylase
Exons: 10
Coding region: 93-1130 (345 amino acids)
Biological process (GO): bile acid biosynthetic process; cholesterol homeostasis
Molecular function (GO): steroid hydroxylase activity; iron ion binding; heme binding
Source: RefSeq, a predicted model, not a curated record
CUGCUUUACCUCCAUCACGCUUCUGUUCCUUUUUGUCUGUAGUCUCUGUUCCCGCAGAAGCCUUCUAUCAGAAUCAUGGCAGGCUGUACAGCAUGAUGAAGGGGAAAAUGGGUCCCUCCAACGUGCACCUGUUCACAGGCACGCUGUGUAAGGAGCUGCAUGAGCACAUGGCGCACCUGGGCACUGCUGGCACGGGCGACCUCAUGGAGCUGGUGAGGCACGUCAUGUAUCCAGCAGUGGUGAACACUUUGUUUGGGAAAGGCGUCUGCCCGACCAGCCAGAGCCAACUCAGGGAGUUUGAAGAACAUUUUUGGAAGUAUGAUGAGGACUUUGAAUAUGCUUCUCAGAUGCCAGAGUGCUUCCUGAGGAACUGGUCUAAAUCCAAAAAAUGGCUUCUAAAAUUAUUUGAGAAAGUAGUGUCAGAUGCUGAAAGGACCAACCCUUCAGAGACCACAUCCAAGACACUACUUCAGCACCUCCUGGAUAACCUGCAAGGAAAACAUCUGGCUCCCAACUACGGUCUCCUGAUGCUCUGGGCCUCCCAAGCAAAUGCUGUCCCUAUUGCAUUCUGGACCCUUGUUUUCAUACUCUCUUAUCCUACGGUUUACAAGAAAGUCAUGGAAGACCUGGCUUCUGUUUUUGGCAGUGCAGGUAAGGAUGACAUAGAAGUCUCUGAAGAGGACCUGAAGAACCUCCCUUAUGUUAGGUGGUGCACUUUAGAAGCCAUACGGCUGAGGUCUCCAGGUGCAAUCACCAAGAAAGUAAUAAAACCAAUCAGAAUUCAGAGUUUCACCAUCCCUGCAGGUGACAUGCUGAUGUUGUCUCCAUAUUGGCUGCACAGGAAUCCAAAAUAUUUUCCUGACCCAGAAAUGUUCAAACCUUUUCUUCCCACAGGAUCGUUGGAAAGAGGCAAAUUUAGAGAAGAAUGCUUUCUUGGACGGCUUUGUGGCAUUUGGAGGAGGGAAGCAUCAGUGUCCAGGAAGAUGGUUUGCUAUCAUGGAAAUCCAGUUGUUCGUUGUGCUGUUCCUGUACAAAUACCAAUUUGUUCUUUUGGAUGCAGUACCAAAGGAGAGCCCUUUGCAUUUGGUGGGGACACAGCAACCCCUGACACCAUGCCGGGUCCAGUAUAAAGGCUGGGAAUGAAGGGAGCCCAGUACUGACUUACCUUUCUUUGCCUGGAUGAACGAACUGCUGAGCUGCUUCUCUGCUCUCUGUAUUCAGACAAGUUCUCUGCUGUUACAGUCCUUAAUCCCAGCUUUACAUUGUGUACAUGCUCUGCAUUGCAAUAAGCCAUGACAACUCAGUCUUACCUAUGGUCUUCUUCCCAGUUGCCUACCUCUGGUACUGCAAAAUGAAGCUGUCCUGCCAAAUGAGUCACAGUCUAACUGAUAGGCUGCACUCACCAACCAGACCUUCAGGACACAAAACUGCUACGUCUGAAAAUCCUGCAAGGAAGUGUUGCCAGAGGCAGCAGAAAAGCAGGUUCCUCUUUCCUGCAGGUGUCUUCAAGCCAAGGCCAAAGCUGCAAGCAUGAGAAGCAGCUGGGAUGCUGUUCCACUGGAGCACCUUCCAUGGCUGCUGAGUUUGGUUUGCUCAGAACUGGUCCUGGCAUGAAUACACAGUGAAAGCUUGAUGGUGGUGCUGGCUGCAGUGCAGAGCGAUGGCAAGAAACGCCAUUGCUCUUCAUUAGUUUGGUGGUCUAGAAUUGGGAACCUUUUUAUUUGUAACAUGAUUUACAGAGCACAUUAAUAAAUCUAAAACUAUUCAGUUCUA